Molecule: messenger RNA, 5552 nt
Organism: Homalodisca vitripennis (glassy-winged sharpshooter)
Lineage: Eukaryota; Metazoa; Arthropoda; Insecta; Hemiptera; Cicadellidae
Gene: ctrip
Product: E3 ubiquitin-protein ligase TRIP12
Exons: 35
Coding region: 144-5537 (1797 amino acids)
Biological process (GO): regulation of double-strand break repair; DNA damage response; protein polyubiquitination
Cellular component (GO): nuclear speck
Molecular function (GO): ubiquitin protein ligase activity; zinc ion binding
Source: RefSeq, a predicted model, not a curated record
UCUGCUUUGACUAUGUCACUCUACCUCUGAUCUUUUCCUCUCAAGUUUUUAUAUAGUAUUUUGUGUGACAAAUUGUAGAUAAAAUCUGCAAACUUCUUGGCUUUUAUUGUUUGGAUUAAAUCCAUAAUUGUUUUUAAUUGUUUAUGUACUUCUGUGAUGGUGUGUUACCUAUGAAGUUUGUGUCACAAAUCACUAAAAGAAGAAUGACUACUAGACAAAGUAAUGAAGAUGGUCUGGGAGGGGGAGAGAAGAAGAGAGGAAGAGGAAGACCCUGCAAGCGCCAUCACGAGGAAGACUCAGGACCUAUUCCCAACAAGUGUCCCAGAGCCAACUCGUCUGAUAAGUCGGUCUCCUGUGAAGUCAACAGACGCAACAGUCAAAGUCCCAGCACCAGCAGCCGAAGCCGUACUCGUUCCUUCAGCAAGUCUUUGGAAGCAGAACCCAUUAUUAGUCAAGUAACAACAGCUGCAUCCACUAAUUCGAUUGAAAAUUCAGUGGAGAAUCACACAGGAAAUCACAGUGGUGGAAAGAAGAAGAAAUCUAAAAAGAGGAACUCUAAAUCACCAAAACAGCCAGCAAAGAUAACAAUCUCAGUACCUGUUCCAGCUACUACUAGGCAGGGGCGACACAGCAAGGACAAGAAACGAGAUCAUAGUGAGGAGAGUAUUCAAAGUACUGCUGUCAUUCAGGCUGAGUCUGAAGCCAGUACAAGUAAGAGCAAGAAAAAGCGAGACUCUAGUACAUCAGGACGCAGCAACAAAGCGAACUGUCUGAUACGCAAACAAUAUCCUCUGCGCAGUCAUUCUCGACUGCCUGACGCACCCACCCUAAUAUCCACCGAGACACUGGGCGGGAGUCAGUGGAGCGGAGUGAGCAGUGGGGUGGCGCCAGCGUCUCUGCGACGCAGUGCUCGCAGUUCCACCACGGGCUCCUGUACAUCUACAAGCCGUCGGUCGUCGCGCGGGGGUGUGAAGCUGGCUCUGGAGUGCUCUGGGGGUGCCAUGUCAGGCCGCGACGAUGCCACUCCGACCCCUCCCACUCCCACCCCCGCCUCGACCGCCCCAACCGAUCACGACAACGCACAGUCUGCACCAGCGGUUAGUGGGCCAAGCAGUGCUGAGAGAGACAGUGAGAGUGAUGACAGUGAGGUUGGUCGGCUGCAAGCCCUUCUGGAGGCGCGAGGGUUGCCCCCUCACCUGCUCGGAGCUCUAGGGCCCAGGAUGCAACAUCUACUACACCGUAGUAUGGGUGCCAGUUCUUCUACAAAGGCUCAACAAUUGCUGCAAGGGCUACAGGCCAGUGGCGAUGAGGGCCAACAGCUGCAGGCUGUCAUUGAGAUGUGUCAGAUGUUGGUCAUGGGCAACGAGGACACCCUGGCAGGAUUCCCUGUCAAGCAAGUGGUACCAGCUCUCAUCACCCUGCUCACCAUGGAACACAAUUUUGACAUGAUGAACCAUGCCUGCCGAGCCUUGACGUACAUGAUGGAAGCGCUGCCCCGCUCAUCUGCGGUGGUCCUGGACGCUGUGCCGGUGUUCUUGGAGAAGCUGCAGGUUAUUCAGUGUAUGGAUGUUGCCGAGCAGAGUCUCACUGCCUUGGAGAUGUUGUCCCGGAGACAUAGCAAGGCCAUCUUGCAAGCGCGUGGGGUGUCAGCUUGCCUGAUGUAUCUCGAUUUCUUCAGCAUUAAUGCCCAGAGAGCUGCCCUUGCAAUCACAGCCAACUGCUGCCAGAACCUGCAUGCUGAGGAGUUUCAUCUGGUUUCCCAGUCCUUGCCCCUCCUAGCCUCUCGGCUUACGCAACAGGAUAAGAAGAGUGUGGAGAGUGUAUGUCUUGUGUUCAGCCGACUUGUUGACAGCUAUCAGAAUGAUACAAGCAAGCUGGAAGAGAUUGCCAGCACUGAAUUGCUCACAAACCUUCAGCAACUUCUUGUGGUGUCUCCUCCUGUGAUCAGCACUGGUACGUUCAUCACAGUGCUGCGGAUGUUGUCAGUGAUGUGCAGCAACUGUCCUCAACUGGCUGUUAUCUUGCUUCAUCAGAACAUAGCUGAUACUUUGUGCUACUUGCUCACUGGCCUCACUGCCGAUGCCAUUGGAGAAGAGGUGGAGCUGAUAUCGCGUAGUCCCCAGGAGCUGUACGAGAUGACAUGUCUGAUCGCAGAAUUGAUGCCAGUGUUGCCAACUGAAGGGUUAUUCAAGGUGGAUAUUCUGUUGGAGCGAGCCAGUCCACAGACUCAAGCUGACACUGUGACAUGGCAGUGGCGUGAUGAUCGUGGCCUAUGGCACCCGUAUAAUGCAGUUGACUCUAGGAUUAUUGAGGCUGCUCAUCAAUCUGGAGAGGAUGAGAUGAGCCUAUCAACGCUGGGUCGAACGUACACUGUGGAUUUCCAUUCCAUGCAACAGAUUAACGAAGAUACUGGCACGUCCAGACCUGUCCAGCGGCGAGUAACCCCACCUCACCCUCCCUCCACUCCCUCUACUCCCUCCAGUGAUCUGGUCACCAACAACAACAGUAGCAAUUUCUUUCCGGAAGGAGAUAACCUCAGCAGUGAUGCCGCUGCGUUUGUACGCACUCUCUUCAAUGUGCUGUACGAAGUGUACAGUAGCUCAGCAGGACCAGCUGUCCGUUGUAAAUGCCUACGUGCUAUUCUUAGAAUGGUUUUCUACGCUUCACCAGAACUUCUUCAGGAAGUUCUCAAGACUCAGGUAGUUUCUAGUCAUCUGGCUGGCAUGAUGGCCUCACAGGAGCUGCGUAUAGUCGUUGGAGCUCUGCAGCUAGCAGAGAUCCUCAUGCACAAGUUGCCAAAUGUUUUCUGUAUUCAUUUCGCCCGGGAAGGAGUAAUGCAUCAAGUAAAACAGUUGGCAGAUCCUCAUGUGCCCAUUUCUGCCUCCCCACCCAAAGUUAACCCACCGACCCCCACUAUAUCUUCAGCUGUCAACCACGGCGCCGGACCUUCCACUUCUAAUGGUGCUGUUUCAUCCUUGUCAGGUGGCAGUCACUCGGCAUCCCUGGAGCUCCGAAGGCUUUCCCAACACCAGGACUUGCUACUCUCUGUCGAUGAAGCUCGCUCGAACAGUCCCCAUUUGGAUGUGCUGAAACGCAAACGUACAAGCAAGCGAGGAUCUACUGCCAGUCGUAAGACUCGCCAGGAACAUUUAGACCUACAAGACCAGCUACAGGACCUUUUCUCUAAAGCAACUAGUAGCCUAGGGUCAGGCAGCAGGUCAAGACUGUACGGCAGUAGCAGCAGCAAGACCAGUAGUUUCUUGGCUAGUCUCAACCCUGCCCGCUGGGGUCGCACUGAUAGACACUUGCACAAGGAGAACUCAUCGUUGUCUAAGUGUGCCAGCAAUGCGAACCUGAGUGCUGGCAACAGGGAGAAAGCUCGUCUGUGGGUGCGGGAGAGAGCCCAGUGCUUCGUGGAUGCCUACAAGAACAGAAGUGAUGUGCCUGUAACCGUAAUUGUGAGACUGACUGAAGCAAUCAACCAGCUGGAUUCCCAGGGCCAAGGCAAUGAUGUGGAGACACUAGAAGCACUAAACCAGCUGAAGGAGAUAGUGAUGGCGUCUGAUAUCUCCCCUUUUGAGGUGAACCACAGUGGAAUGAUCCAUUCCUUUCUACAAUUUCUGACUCGGGCCUCGGACAGUAAUCGAGAUGAUCGUCUACGGGCCUUUCUGCAUGUUUUUGCCAACUGUCCACUGGACGGUUGCAGUUCUAUCUGUGAUAUAAAUGGGAGCUGUCUGUCUGCUCUGGUCACCAAACUCAGUGGCUGCGUGUCCCAGUUGGAACAGUUCCCUGUUAAAGUACACGACUUGCCUGCUGGCACCGGUAGUACCACUGCGCUCAAGUUCUUCAAUACCCACCAACUAAAGUGCCACUUACAACGCCACCCUGACUGCACCACCCUAAAGCAGUGGAAGGGAGGCACAGUUAAGAUUGAUCCCCUAGCGCUUGUUCAGGCCAUAGAGCGCUAUCUUGUUGUCAGGGGAUAUGCUCGCAUCAGAGACAAGGAGUCAGCGGAAUCAGAUGAUGAUAACAGUGAAGAAGAUAUCGAUGACACUUUGGCUGCAGUUGUGAUAAGCCAAGGAGCAGCUCGACACAAACUACAGUUUGUCAUCGGCGAGCAAGUGUUGCCAUACAACAUGACAGUGUACCAGGCCAUCCGACAGUUCUCUCCGGCAGCUGGCAAUGACCAGUCCGAGACUGACACUGAUAGUGAGGCCCCACUUGGGAGUGCCAACAUCUGGGUCCAGACUCACACAGUCUAUUACAGGCCUGUACCAGAGGAUGACAACUGUAAUGCAAAAGUUGGUUCAUCAUUGGUAUCCCCUCGCAAAGGCAAGUCCAGCAUCAAAGUCACACCAUUCCGCAGGAAACCGGACGAGCUUUGGACAGAAGGAGUAGUGCCAGCCAGCAAGUCACCUCUAGAUGCCUUUCUUGUGCCCAAGCUGCCUGUCACAGUCUCUAUCCACGACCAAUCUUUGUCAGUUCUUUGCCUGUUGAGAGUCCUGCAUGCGCUCAACCGCUUCUGGUACACUCUAUACAACGGAUUUGACGCAAAACCUAUUCUUCCCCAACAGGAAUUUGUCAACAGCAAGAUAGCAGCAAAGGCCAGCAGACAGUUACAGGAUCCUCUUGUUAUCAUGACAGGAAACUUGCCCUCCUGGCUUCAGCAGAUUGCAACAGUUUGUCCCUUCCUGCUGCCAUUUGAGACUCGGCAGCUACUCAUGUAUGCCAUUGCAUUUGAUCGUGACCGCGCUCUGCAGCGCCUGCUGGACUGCUCACCUGAGCUUGCCACCUCCGAUUCUCAGGAGAGAGUGACGCCCCGCCUGGAUCGCCGCAAGCGUACGGUCUCGCGUGAGGACAUACUCAAGCAGGCUGAAGCAGUCAUACAGGACCUGGCUUCCAGCAAAGCUCUCCUAGAAGUGCAGUAUGAAAAUGAGGUGGGAACCGGGUUGGGCCCGACCCUGGAGUUUUACGCCCUGGUCUCCAAGGAGCUGCAGCGCUCUGACCUGGAGCUGUGGGCUGGCAGCCAUUCUGGCACUCAUGUCUUUUCACCUUCAGGCCUGUUCCCUUCACCCCUCGGUCGAACCACCAAGGUAUCACACACCGUCCGUAUCCGGUCCAAAUUUCGUUUCCUAGGAAAAUUUAUGGCCAAAGCGGUCAUGGAUUCAAGAAUGCUGGAUUUGCCUCUGAGUGUUACAUUUUACCGUUGGCUGUUGGGAGAGGAGAACACUCUAGGGUUAGCAGACUUGGCUCAUGUAGCUCCAGAUGUUCAUCGCACUCUGGUCAAGUUGCAAGCUGUUGUACAUCGUAAACAGACCCUGAUCGCUAACCAGAAUCUUACCAUUGAACAACGAAAUAAACAGCUGGAAGAUUUGGGUCUGGAUGGAUGCAGUAUCGAAGACCUAGGUCUAGACUUCACGUUGCCAGGCUACCCAGCCAUUGAGAUGAGGCGUGGAGGCAAAGACAUUCCACUCACUAUACAUAAUUUAGAGGAAUAUAUUAAGGUAAUAUUAACCAUUAAUAUUUGUGUAUGGUAAAGUGUAAGCUUUGAU